This is a messenger RNA of Pyricularia oryzae 70-15, 414 nucleotides long. RefSeq lists its product as uncharacterized. Bases 1 to 414 code for a protein of 137 amino acids. The transcript has a single exon. The record is from RefSeq and is a predicted model, not a curated record. NCBI's taxonomy places the organism in Eukaryota, Fungi, Ascomycota, Sordariomycetes, Magnaporthales, Pyriculariaceae.
AUGCGCGUUUCCAUUUUCAUCACGAUCUCUGCCCUGGCGUCCGGAAUUGUCAGCCAGCCGUUGGCUCGUCGCUCGGAUGGAGGAUACUCAGCUCGGGCCCACGGCCACGGCGGUCCUGGCGGUCCUGGCGGUCCUGGCGGUCCUGGCGGUCCUGGCGGUCCCGGCUUUGGUUCCGGCGGUCCCGGCCCUAGCGGUCACGGUGCUGGUGACGAUUCCGAUGACGAAGAUCCCAUGGAUGUCAUCGAUAGACUCAGAGGAGGCGGUGGCAACUUAAGAUCCGAAAUUAUCAAGCAGUCCACAAUUAUGGCGCCAAAACAGACUUCAAGAGGAGGAGUGUUUUCAUGGAACUCCGUGAAGAGUAAUACAAAGCUUGUGCAAAAGUCAUCAUCAAGCCACAGGUACGGGAGAUACUAG